CGCAUACUUUUAGAAAGAUUAAAACGACCGUAAAUGGUAACAUAUGAGCUUCAAUGAUUGGUUGAAAGACAUGUCAAUCAUGAUUGUGGCCCCCGUGUUGUUCGGUGGUCUUUGUUUGGAUGGAGUGGCUCGCUUGCAAUUAGAGUGUAACGUAACGGGUGCUACUACAGAAGAUUCAGGAUAUUUAACUGUUUAUAUAUCAAUGGGAAUUCCCUCGUAGAUAUUUCCCAUGUUUAAUCACUGUCAUUACUGUGUAAAAGCAACAGUACUUAGGUUGAACAAAUUGUGUCGCUGUUUUGAGUAAUUGUUUUUGUCACUUCCAUUGCUGUACAGGUGUAAUAGUAACUUAGCUAGUAGCAUCUCUCGUUCGCCGCCUGACUGGAACAGUUGCUAGCUGGUUAAAUGCAGUUUUCUUCAACACAGUACAACAAGAAAAUUCAACUCUAGCCUCUAGUCCUGCUGCUAGCGGAACAAAAGGGACCUGUCCACCCUGGACCUCAUCAAACCCCUCUUAUUCUGGGACAGGAAGGACCCGGCCACCCUGGACCACAUCAAACCAUGCUGGUACUGGGACAAAAAGGACCUGGCCCACACUCCAUCAAAGUCAGAGGGACUGGACCCUGCCACCGAGGCCCGGUACCGCAGAGAGGGGGCUCGGUUCAUCUUUGAUGUGGGCACACGGCUUGGGCUGCACUAUGACACACUGGCUACUGGGAUUGUUUACUUCCACCGCUUCUACAUGUUCCACUCCUUCAAGCAGUUUCCUAGAUAUGUGACAGGAGGAUGCUGCCUUUUCCUAGCAGGCAAAGUGGAGGAAACUCCAAAGAAGUGCAAAGACAUCAUCAAGACAGCUCGCAGCCUGCUCAACGACAUCCAGUUUUCUCAGUUUGGAGAUGAUCCCAAGGGCGCACCGACAAAUAAGGAAAAUAUGAGGAAGAGGAGGGGGCUGGUAACAGACUGGCAACAGAUGCCCAAAACAAACCUGUUUGGAGCACAACACAAGGAGGAGGUGAUGGUGUUGGAGCGCAUCCUGCUGCAGACCAUCAAGUUUGACCUGCAGGUGGAGCAUCCCUACCAGUUCCUGCUGCGCUAUGCCAAGCAACUCAAAGGUGACAAGAACAAGGUGCAGAAGCUGGUUCAGAUGGCCUGGACCUUUGUGAAUGACAGCCUUUGCACCAUGGUGGCCCUGCAGUGGGAGCCGCAGAUUAUAGCAGUGGCUGUCAUGUAUCUGGCCGGACGUCUCUGUAAGUUCGACAUCCAGGACUGGACCUCCAAGCAGUCAUCCCGGCGCUGGUGGGAGCAGUUUGUCCAUGAUGUGCCUGUGGAAGUGUUGGAAGAUAUCUGCCAUCAGAUCCUGGACUUGUAUUCUCAGGCUAAGCAGCAGAUGCCUGAUGGAGGAAUAGGGACUGGAGAAAACCCCCCACCACCUUCCAUCCUGUCCCCGUCAGCCACACCGCCGGCAAAGAAGGCCUCCCCUCAGACCAGCCCCAGACCACCCAGACCAGCCCAGCCCUCUCCCAAAGAUGACAGCAAGGUAGCUAAGCUCACAAAUCUAGAACCUCCUCCGCCUCCUCCUCCACCCCCCCCUCCUCCUCCAGUCUCCAUAAACCCAGAACAUAAACCCCCUUCCUCCUACCCACCAGCCCUAGAUCUCCCCUCUAAACCCCCUCCCCCACCUUUACCCCACUAUCCACCUCCACCUCCUCCUCCGCCCAAGGACCUAGCCACCUCUAGCUCCUUGGUGUCCAGCGAAGGCUACCAGAAGCUCCAGUCCAUGAUGAAGAUAGAGGGCUCCUGUUACACCACUGUACCCCAGGCCUGUGCCCCACAGCUGGGCUACCACCACUACCCCCCAGGCACCACGUCCUACCACACUCCUCCACUCUCAGCCUAUAGCUACCUGCUUGCACCUCCACCUCCCUCAGUCAUGGGGAUGGCGCCUAGUUUGAGUAGUGGGUACCCACCACCAUCAACUGCUGGACACAAUCAGCUACCCCCUCCGCUCCCACCUGGGAUACCCCCAGUCAGCGGGCUAAGUCGGGGUACGUGGAUGAGAUGAGUACACGAAGACAGCAACAGGUUCAGAAAAGUUCAGAUGAAAUGUUUUAAAAUUGUUGAUUGAUAUGAAAUCACCACAGAAGGCAACUUUGAUGCUCUGAACAUUUUCACCUUUUCAGUGUUCUCAGUUCUUCAAAAAGUCUUUAUAUUAUUAUAUGGAGCAGAUAAUGAUUUGUGCCAAUAUUCUGUAAAUAUGUACUUUCACAUAAAUCUGAAAAGUUCAUCUAGGUUUUACUUAACUUGGCAGUGUUAACAGACACAUGGAGGAUUGUAAAAUGAAUGUCUUCCUUUAGCUCUUCUUUUUUGCACAACACAUUGUCAUAUUUUAAAGUAAACAGUAUUUACAUCUGUUUCAUAUUCUGCUCGGAUAAUCUCUGUUAUUGCCUCAUGUUCUAUUUAAAUAUUGAUAGGAACACUAUUUUGUUGUUGUAUUGCCAUGUGGGAGCAUCUAACCCUUUUCAUACUGUUAUCUUUUUAUUAGCCUAUUAAAGAGAACACAGCACUAUAAAAGGCA
Siniperca chuatsi (mandarin fish) is the source of this 2572-nucleotide messenger RNA. RefSeq names its product cyclin-K-like. The record is from RefSeq and is a predicted model, not a curated record. Gene Ontology annotation, cellular component: nucleus; cyclin/CDK positive transcription elongation factor complex. Bases 740 to 2059 code for a protein of 439 amino acids. The transcript is spliced from 11 exons. Gene Ontology annotation, biological process: regulation of transcription by RNA polymerase II; positive regulation of DNA-templated transcription, elongation. Gene Ontology annotation, molecular function: cyclin-dependent protein serine/threonine kinase activator activity. NCBI's taxonomy places the organism in Eukaryota, Metazoa, Chordata, Actinopteri, Centrarchiformes, Sinipercidae.